This is a messenger RNA of Diospyros lotus (date-plum), 2111 nucleotides long. Its product is annotated as serine/threonine-protein phosphatase PP1 isozyme 9. The record is from RefSeq and is a predicted model, not a curated record. The transcript has 4 exons. Gene Ontology annotation, molecular function: protein serine/threonine phosphatase activity. Gene Ontology annotation, cellular component: nucleus; cytoplasm. Lineage: Eukaryota; Viridiplantae; Streptophyta; Magnoliopsida; Ericales; Ebenaceae. The coding region runs from base 439 to 1410 and encodes 323 amino acids.
ACGAGAGAGAGAGAGAGACAGCUGAUUUUUUAGAUAGAGAGGAAGAAAGAAACAUAAACAUAAACAAAAUCAAAUCAAAUCAAAUCAAUCAAUCAUCCAGACGAGCAGCGCACGCAUCAUUUGGGUGGCACGGACAAUGACAUACUCCAAAUAUCAUCAUUCAUCUUCUUCAUCCUCCUCCUCUCCAUACAUAAGAUCGAAUCCUUUCUGUUCUUGAUUUUUUUCUGUUUUUUUUUUUUUUUCUCUUCCCGAUCAACAAAACCAAACAAUCCCAGAUACCCAAAUCUUGAUAUUCCGCAGCUGUUUUGUUCCUCUCCCCCCCCCCCCCCCCCCCCUCUCUCUCUCUCUCUCUCUCUCUCUAUAUAUAUAUAUAUAUUUACAGGAAGGAAGGAAGUGGUUUGUGGGUUUUAAUUUUGGAUUUGAUCUUCUGGGGAAGGAAUGAAUAUGAUGACUAUGGAAGGUAUGAUGGAUAAGGGUGUGUUGGACGACAUAAUCAGGAGGCUUUUGGAGGGGAAAGGAGGAAAACAGGUGCAGCUUUCGGAGGGUGAGAUCCGUCAGCUCUGCGUCAACGCUCGUCAAAUCUUCCUCUCUCAGCCCAAUCUUCUUGCCCUCCAUGCACCCAUCCGGAUCUGUGGUGAUAUACACGGGCAAUACCAAGACAUGUUGAGACUUUUUGAAUACGGUGGCUAUCCUCCUACUGCAAAUUAUCUAUUUCUUGGCGAUUAUGUAGAUAGAGGGAAGCAAAGUUUGGAAACGAUAUGUUUGCUUCUGGCUUACAAAAUAAGAUAUCCCGAUCAAGUCUUCCUUCUAAGGGGAAACCAUGAGGAGGCAAAGAUCAACCGUAUCUAUGGGUUUUAUGAUGAAUGUAAAAGGAGAUUCAAUGUUCGGCUUUGGAAGAUAUUCACUGACUGCUUUAACUGUUUGCCGGUUGCUGCCCUCGUUGAUGAAAAGAUACUAUGCAUGCAUGGCGGGCUUUCUCCGGAAUUGCAGAAUUUGGAUCAGAUAAGGGAAAUUGAGAGGCCCACUGAGAUCCCAGAUAGUGGUCUCCUAUGUGAUCUGCUCUGGUCUGAUCCUGACCCCCGGAUUGAGGGGUGGGAAGAGAGUGACCGGGGUGUUUCAUGCACUUUUGGAGCUGAUAAGGUGGCUGAGUUUCUUGAUAAGAAUGACCUAGACCUCAUUUGCCGGGGUCACCAGGUGGUGGAGGAUGGAUACGAAUUUUUUGCUAAACGAAGGCUAGUCACAAUAUUUUCGGCCCCAAACUACGGUGGGGAGUUUGAUAAUGCAGGUGCUCUCUUGAGUGUCGAUAAAAACCUCGUUUGCUCCUUCGAGAUAUUAAAGCCUGACUACAAACAAUUACCUGGCAGUUCUAAGGCACCCCUUAAGAAGCCUCCAAAGAUUGGAAAGGCCUGAGUGGAUGUCGGAAGUGUUUUGGUCAGUAGGGGAGAAUAGCAAGCUCAGGUCUUGCUAGUAAUGAAUGUUUCUGCCAUGACAUAAGCUUCUGUGGAUAAGCCAUCCUUUGUCACGAGAUUGGGAGCUUGCAGAUAGUUUGACUUAGAGUAGAGAAUAUCAAAAAAAGAUCUGUAAAUCAGCAACAAAUGCCACCUUCUGUGCAGGAACUGAGGUCUCUUUUGGUUGCUUUAGAUAUUGUCCCUUUGCUCACAGCACCCGGUAUUCAGCAUAUAAUCCGAUUUGGAAAUGCUGACUGAGGAUGAGGAUUUCGUAGUCUUUGAUGAUUCUAUUUGUAUUGUUGUGUUCUGCUUGAUGCUUUGAAGUUUGAAUCUCUUUUUCAUCCAAGAUGAGCUGGGUUAGCAGCACAUUUAAAUGCUUGGAAAGUAUUUUUAUGUUAGAUUAUUUCUCAGCAAACAGAAAAGGAGAUAUGGAACUUUGAGACUUCAUGUUCCAAGGACUUGCAUGAAGAAGAGGAAGAAGAUAUUGUAAAGGUGAUGACUAAUGAAACAUGGUUCCACCUGUUUUUGAGAUGAUAUCUCAGUUUCUCAGGGAGAUUUGUAAUGAUAACUUCGAAAAUAAACCAACAUCAUGAUGAUUAGUUCUUUAUUUUAAUGGGAUGGCAUCUCAAUCUGUUAUGUUAUUUUGAUUCAAAUUCUAAUUAA